GAGAGAGUCCGGGAAAUGAAAACUCUCAUUGGUUUGACGCUGUCUCUCCUUGCGGUCAGUAAUGCUACGAGGUGCUCAGAUGUUGCUGGAACGCUCAAGCAACUUGAUGCUGGGAUUGGGAUGGUAUUCGGAGUUAAUCAUACAGGCUCCAUAUACACCAGAGUGGGAAACUCCUGGAUCCAGCUCCCUGGAAAACUCAAACACGUCACUGUGGGUCCGGCAGGAAUCUGGGGAGUAGAUCAGGAUAGGAGGAUCUACCGACUCGUUGCUGGAAACUGGGUCUCCUUCUUUGGGGUAACUUGGCUUGAGGAGGGGGCGGGGCGGGCCGAGGGGGCGGGGCGGGGGCGAAGGGGAGGACGGAGCCUGUCAGGCUGUGAUGGGACGGAAGCUAAUCCCGCUCCCUCCUCCCUCCCAGAUGGCAAACUGACGCAGCUGGACGCCGGCGGGGACCAGAUCGUGGCCGGCGUGGAUCAGUUCGGCUCCACCUUCUGCAUCGGCCCACAGGAGCUGGCCAGCGCCGUCAUCAACAGGUCCGCCUCCUUCAGCAGCAUCGGGAGCCGGAUGCGGUAUUACUCCUGCGGGCCGCUGGGCUGCUGGGGGGUGACGCUCGCCAAGGACGUCUACUACCGGCUCAACGUCAAACCCUCCGCCUGCAUCGGCACCAGCUGGUCCCGCGUCUUCGGAAAGUUCCAGAACAUCGAGGUCGGCAGCGACGGGCGGGUCUUCGGGAUCAGCGUCACCCGGCAGCUCUACACCCGGAAGGGUGUCACCGUCAACCGACCCACCGGGUGGGGCUGGACCAAGAUAGAGAUCGGAAACCUGCGCUUCAACCACGCGUCGUGGGACCUUGGACACCUCUGGCUUGUGCGGGUUGAUGGGAAGAUUGUGAAAUGCUCAAGCGAAGACAUCGACUAACUCUGAGUGCUCCCUGGCCCCAUCGGUCAAAUGUGACAUUCCCUGUAGCCUCGGCCGGCUGUUUCCCUACAGGCUGGUGGGGGGGUGGGCCCCCACUGACUUGAUCUCUGUGGCACCUCCGCAGCAAAUUUCUCUGCCGGUGUGGAAAACCGUGAAAUGUUCGGCAACCCUCUGACCAAUAAAAUGGGACUUGAGCGCU
Carcharodon carcharias (great white shark) is the source of this 1114-nucleotide messenger RNA. RefSeq names its product fish-egg lectin-like. The record is from RefSeq and is a predicted model, not a curated record. NCBI's taxonomy places the organism in Eukaryota, Metazoa, Chordata, Chondrichthyes, Lamniformes, Lamnidae. The coding region runs from base 16 to 915 and encodes 299 amino acids. The transcript is spliced from 5 exons.